This is a messenger RNA of Phragmites australis (common reed), 2711 nucleotides long. Its product is annotated as cyclic nucleotide-gated ion channel 1-like. The record is from RefSeq and is a predicted model, not a curated record. Gene Ontology annotation, cellular component: membrane. Bases 289 to 2391 code for a protein of 700 amino acids. Lineage: Eukaryota; Viridiplantae; Streptophyta; Magnoliopsida; Poales; Poaceae. The transcript has 8 exons. Gene Ontology annotation, biological process: transmembrane transport; monoatomic ion transport. Gene Ontology annotation, molecular function: monoatomic ion channel activity.
CCUCGCGGCUCAGUUCAGUUCAGUUCGGAUCCAUUUUGGCUUCCGGCUGCCGCUGCUGCCUCGCUGGCGUCGCGAUCCCGCGCGCACCGCUGAACUUCUGGGCGGCGCCGUUGCCAAUUGGGGGUCUCUCGUGGCGCGGCGACCGAGUCACCGAUAGUUGCUAUCUGCUUGGAAUGUGGAUUUGCUGUGCUGAGCGGGGAUGUUGAUACUUCAAUGCUGCAGCUGAGGCUUUGACCAGUUGUUGCCACCUUGCUGACCCUGUUUUCCCUCUAGCGUUAGAAGGAAGCAAUGGCUAUCGGAGAGGAGAGAUAUGUGAGGUUUCAGGACUGGAGAUCAGAGCAAUCUGUUGGGUCUGAUAGGGUAGUUUCAGAAAGAAGGCAUAAAUUCGUUGGCUUGCUAAAGGACAGAACUGCAGGAGCCUUUUCAUUCCUAGGGAACCCUUCACAUUCUGAAACCCUAAACAAAUCAGCUUGGGAGGAAAGGAAGUCUAAAACAAAAGUACUUGAUCCUCAGGGGCCAUUUUUGCAGAGAUGGAACAAGAUAUUUGUGAUAACAUGUCUUUUUGCAGUUUCUGUGGACCCAUUAUUCUUGUAUAUCCCAGUAAUUGACGGUGAGAAGAACUGCCUGUAUUUGGAUCAGAAGUUGGAAACCGCAGCAAGUAUCCUACGCUUUUUCACAGAUAUCUUCUAUUUACUCCAUAUGAUAUUUCAGUUCAGGACGGGCUUUAUUGCUCCUUCUUCUAGAGUGUUUGGUCAAGGUGUCUUGGUUGAUGACACAUUCGCGAUAGCGAAGCGGUAUCUAUCAACAUAUUUUCUGGUUGAUUUCUUUGCUGUUCUGCCCCUCCCUCAGGUGUUUGUUUUGGUGGUGCUGCCCCGUCUACAAGGUUCUGAAGUUAUGAAGGCAAAAAAUAUAUUACUGGUUAUAAUUAUAUGUCAAUAUGUUCCUCGACUGCUUCGAAUAAUACCACUUUACCUCCAAAUCACGAGAUCGGCGGGUAUAAUUACAGAGACAGCAUGGGCUGGUGCUGCUUUUAACCUUUUAAUUUAUAUGCUUGCUAGUCAUGGCUUUGGAGCUCUUUGGUAUAUUCUUUCCAUUCAACGAGAAGACUCCUGUUGGAGAAAAGCAUGUAGUAGCCAGGAUGGCUGCGAUCCUACAUCUUUAUAUUGUGGGAGUAAUGUAUUUGGGAAUAAUACUUUCUUACAAAAUGCUUGUCCAACUAAUGGCACUGAUAAUCCAGACCCGAUCUUUGGAAUAUUUCUUCCAGCUCUAACAAAUGUUUCACAAUCAACGAGUUUCUUUGAAAAACUAUUCUAUUGCUUUUGGUGGGGACUGCAGAAUCUAAGUUCUCUUGGUCAGAACAUGAAAACAAGCACUGAUACAUCAGAGAAUUUGUUUGCUGUUUUUGUCUCGACGUCGGGUUUGGUUUUAUUUGCACUCCUCAUUGGUAACGUGCAGACCUAUUUACAAUCAGCCUCUGUGCGUAUAGAAGAAAUGAGAGUGAAAAGGCGUGACACGGAGCAAUGGAUGGCACAUAGGUUACUUCCUGAGAACCUCAAGGAGCGAAUAAUACGUCAUGAACAAUAUAGGUGGCAAGAAACAAGAGGAGUUGAUGAAGAGGGCCUUCUUGCAAAUCUUCCCAAGGAUCUUAGGAGGGAGAUAAAACGGCAUCUUUGUCUGUCACUUCUCAUGAAGGUACCAAUGUUUGAAAACAUGGACGAGCAACUCUUGGAUGCCAUGUGUGAUCGUCUAAAGCCCAUGUUGUACACAGAAGGAAGCUGCAUCAUUUGCGAAGGUGACCCAGUGAAUGAAAUGCUCUUCAUCAUGAGAGGAACACUCGAGAGUAUGACAACAAAUGGUGGACAAACGGGCUUCUUCAACUCCAAUGAUCUGAAAGGCGGCGACUUCUGUGGUGAAGAGCUCCUAACAUGGGCUCUAGACCCCACUUCAGCUUCAAACCUUCCUGGCUCAACCAGGACAGUGAAGACGUUGUCUGAAGUUGAAACUUUUGCUUUGAGGGCUGAUGAUUUGAAGUUUGUUGCCACCCAAUUCAGGAGGCUGCACAGCAAACAGCUCCAACAUACCUUCAGGUUUUAUUCACAGCAAUGGAGAACCUGGGCUGCUUGCUUUAUACAGGCAGCAUGGCACAGAUACUGCAGAAAGAAGCUGGAAGAUACUUUAUAUGAGAAGGAGAAGAGGUUACAAGCGGCAAUUGUAAGUGACGGCUCUAGUUUGCUCAGUCUUGGUGCAGCGCUCUAUGCUUCACGUUUUGCUGGCAACAUGAUGCGAACCUUACGGAGAAACGCCACCCGAAAGGCCCGUUUGCAGGAAAGAGUGCCUGCAAAGUUGUUACAGAAGCCAGCAGAACCCAACUUUUUCGCUGAAGAUGGGUGAUUUUUUCCCCGUACCCUGUUAUUACAAACAGACAUUCAUGAUCCAACCGGUAAAAUUUGUUCACACGCCUUGCUUGAUCUACUUGUAAUCUUUUAGUGUUCUCACAAUUUAUGAUUGGAUGCUGUACAUAGAUAAGUGGUCUGAAGCUGUAUGCUUUUGAUCAGUACAUUCAAUCUAUCGUUGGAUUCUUUAUCAGUACAUGUCAUAUUAGUUCUGGAUACAGUAUGCUUGUAUUAUACGCAUUCCAAAUUGUAUUCCUACCACUUGUGAAUUCCGAAGACAGAAGAUGAUGUAAAUGUAACUGGCCAAUUGUUUGUUAA